CUUGGCGAUACGGAGGAACGGUCCGUACAAUACAUCGUCAACUUACACAGCGUUCCGUACUCGUACAAGUAGUACUAGGGCCUUCCAAGUUCCGACUACCCGCUAUAUCGUCAGCAAACCAAGAGGUCGACAAUAAGAACCCGUGCAAACUCGACACUGUUGCGACCAACUACGUGUUCUGUUGCUCACUCAUGAGCUAGGGAGCACAAGGGCAACAUCUGCAGGCAAGCAACAAACCGCAACAGCCGUUCUGCGUGCGCCUCUCGGUAUUCCGCCCGUUGCCGCACAAUGUCGCAGUCUCUAGCGCCAGAGUGCAACGAGCUCAAGGAGCGCUACGAUACCUGCUUCUUGAAAUGGUAUAGCGAGAAAUUUCUCCGGGGGGUUGGUACUAAAGACGAUAACGAGUGUGAGGCGUUGUUCAAAGACUAUAAGACCUGUUUGCGAAAAGUGCUCAAAGAGCGUGGGAUAGACAAACUUAUAGAAGAAGCCAGGGAUGACAACAGGGAGAAUGACGCAACGCUGAUGGGCAAAAAGAGGUGUAAGUGACCCGAACGCUCAAAAGGUUCUAGCCAAGUCUUUAACAAUAACAAUGAUCCUCUCGUACAGAAACUGCGUUGAGGAGCAAGUCCAUAUCUCUCUAAUUGCGCAGUUCAACCGGCAGCAUACUGCACGGUGCCGUACUAUAAGACGGUCAGUGUCUGCAGCGCUCAACCGCUUAAUGUAUGGUCGCAUCUCUACUCAGAAAUGGAAAUGAAAUAACUUGAAAGCACCGCAGGGUGUUCAGAAUGUAUACAUAACCCUAAGAAUCACCCUCCUACCUGCCAAGGUGGCUAUGUCUUGCGUCAAUACUGCGCAUGGGUACUUGUACAUGGCACUUGGUGUUGACGGAAAACGGGGAGAGUCGAGCGUUAUUGCACACAAUUGGCUAAGCGCCUUGAGUAUGUGGGUCCCAUCUGAGCAUCGCAAAUGCAGGAACAGGACCUCGGGGACAUGGUAAUACUGCUUUCUACC
This is a messenger RNA of Chaetomium strumarium, 1011 nucleotides long. Its product is annotated as mitochondrial distribution/morphology family 35/apoptosis. Gene Ontology annotation, molecular function: phosphatidic acid transfer activity. The record is from RefSeq and is a predicted model, not a curated record. The coding region runs from base 289 to 546 and encodes 85 amino acids. Gene Ontology annotation, biological process: phospholipid translocation. The transcript is spliced from 6 exons. Gene Ontology annotation, cellular component: cytosol; mitochondrial intermembrane space; nucleus. NCBI's taxonomy places the organism in Eukaryota, Fungi, Ascomycota, Sordariomycetes, Sordariales, Chaetomiaceae.